Leptomonas pyrrhocoris is the source of this 6617-nucleotide messenger RNA. RefSeq lists its product as hypothetical. The transcript has a single exon. The record is from RefSeq and is a predicted model, not a curated record. Gene Ontology annotation, molecular function: protein binding. Lineage: Eukaryota; Euglenozoa; Kinetoplastea; Trypanosomatida; Trypanosomatidae. Bases 2409 to 6617 code for a protein of 1402 amino acids.
GAGAACGUGUAGCUUCGAGACGUGUUUUCAAAGCUUGUUCCUCUGUCGUCUUCUUUCUUCAUCUCCUUUUUCGAUCUGAUAAUUCGUUUUUUCAUGGGAUUGUUUGACUCCUCUGGCGGUGUUGUCUCUCCCGCUUCUUUCCUUCUUUCUUCUACUUUACUAUUUUCCUCAUGACUUAUUGAUUCUGUGAGGGCAGCCGCUUUUUUUUCAGGUCGUUGCUGAUGCCGCUCCGUACAGGUUUGGAGUGGGGCCACUGGAGUCUCUCAUCUGAUCUACCGCGUUCGUUUUGUGGGUUGUUGUUGUUGUUUUGGAUUGUCUGUUUUGUUCUUCUUCUUUCAGUUGUUGAUGCUGCCCGUGUGUGUGUGUGUGGUGAAAACAAAUAAGAGGGGCGUGGUGCAGCUUCUCUGUCGGACACAUUUGGCGCUGCGGCGUUACGCACUCACAUGUGCGGCUGACACACGUAACUGCUAAAACACGAAGAGAAAAGAAAUGACAGGAGAGAUGUUGACGGUCUCGUUGACAACGGAGAGAGGAAACGUGAAGGGAGGGAGGCCAACGAAAGAAGAAAAGAAACAGGAAAAGGAAAGGUGGUGUAAAGGGGAAGAGCUGCGGGCUUUUUUUUCUCCUUAUUUUUUUAUCUCGAAAAAAAAAAGGUGGAGAAUGCAUCUCGCACCUCACGCAGCCAGAGGUUUGGGAAUCGGCCCGGACAGCUUCUUUUAAUGGGGAAACGGAAGAUAAUUGCAGAGGUCGAACGUUUUUUUUUUCUUCUCUCUUGAACGCGUUGCUUUUGUCCUUUUACUGUUUUCGUUGGCCCCCCUUUUUAUUUUCAACCUUUCCGGGUGCGGUGUUUCCAUUUUCUUUAUCUUUUUUCACUCUUCCCUUCUCGUCUUCCCGUCUCUUGUGCGUUGACGCGAGAUCGUUUUACGGACCGCUGUCCAUGAACCGGGUGUGCGUUCGCCGUCUCUCUUUCAUUGCUUGUUUGUUUUUCUGAUUUUCUGAUUUCCCCCCCCCCCCUUCGCUUAGCCGCGUGCGUUCUCUGGCGGAUACACCGGUGUGUGUGGGACGAUGCUCCGCCGCUAUAGCCAAUCCUUUCCUUCUCUUCUCGCGAUCUUAUUUUUUUUUUGAUCGUUUUUUUUUUAUAUGUUUUACGGCACUUCAACUCAAACUAUGCUCUUUACUUUUCUUUCCCUUUCUCUGUUUACGAUCCUCUUCCCUCGCCAAGGAUGGAAAAUGAGGGAUAAACAUCAGCGGCGAGGAAAAGGCGCACACAUAUGAGGCGGACGUGCGCGACCUCUUUUGUAUGUUUGUUUUGGUCUUCCUUGACGGAGUCCCGCAGCAGAUGCGGCUGUGCCGUACGCGCACACCAGCCUCUACAUAUGUGUGUGUGUGUGCUUGUGUGUUCAUGUGUCUGUGUGUGAAUUGAUGUAUGUACUGCAGCAGACGCCUCUGCAAACAUUUUUUUUCUUCUUAGUUCAUAGUACAUGCACGUGAAUGCACCUGUUCAUUCGGAUCCAGAUAAUACAGUGCAGGACAGAACAAAAGCAAAACUAUAUCAAAAAGGGAAAAGCACCACGGCUGUUGUUUCCUUCGGCCACUUCAGUACCACUGCGAGGCGAGCAAAUUAUAUCUUUGUUGCUGACACGGCACAACGGUGACUCCCUUCAUUACAAUCUACCCUUAUUAUUUAAAAAGGGGGCUGUUGUUAGUUCUCGUUUGUCAAACGAUCGGUUUGUGCACCGCUGCCCAGGACAACGCUUUCCCAUUGUCGAAAUUGAACCCUUCUCCUUUCUUUUCACUCUCUCUUUAUUCUUAUUUAUUAUUAUUUACCCCUCCCAACCUCGUAUUGUGUUUUUGGGUUUCUAUUUUCUCCCGCUCUCUCUUCCACAGCAUCACCGCGAAGUUGCCGACACGAAAGACCUCGUUGCAGCCCACCCUACCAUACAUAUAUAUAUUUACCUUAUAUAUACCUUUGUUUUUCUGCUUUCAUUGCUGCGGAGAAGGUGUGUGCGUGUUGGACCUGCGAAGACGCACCAGUAACCCCUGCUCUCUCUCUCUCUGUGUUUUCUACUGCCAACCACCUCCCCCUUCUUUCUUUUUUGCAUAUAUUAUAUUCCUGUUUUCACUUGUUCGUCGCUUCUCGUGUGUUUAUUUGCGAUUCGCGACGGAGUGAAAGCGACGAAUUAUUCACCUGUAGAUCCUUUCCCCCCCCCCCUCCUCCCUUUUCUUUGAAAGGAAGAAGCCACCCGUACAUACAGUAUAGAUAUUUUGAAGAGCGCGCGUGACGCACCGCGAGACGACAUUUCCUUCCUUUCCCAUUCCCUUUCUUUUUUCUUCCUUCUUCUUCUGCAUCCGCGAAUCUCUCGUGUUGAAGGAGUUUUCGUGUGCGUGUCUGUGCGUGUGUGGAAGCAAUGCAGUUCCGCUCCACUCCCCGGGCCGAGUCGCCCACCCAUCAGCAGCUCUACAAGCGAAACCCCUCCAACUCCGUCGCGCGCCGCCGCAACUCCAUCACGCCCUCACGCAACAGCACCGGUCUCGCCCUUGCCGUCGUCCCCCCGGGCAACUCCCCGCGUCGCGGAUCCACCUUCGGGGCCGCCGGUAGCGCAGGGGAGGAGAUGGUGUACGUGGCGGACGUCAAUCCCACCUACUCCGUCACCGCGACCGUCCGCUGCUUUGUCCCGGUGAAUGAGCGUGUUAUGUGGAGUGCGGAGUUCAACGGAUGUUUGUGUGUGCGGGCGCUGCCGAAAGGGACCUCGUUGCGCACGUUACCCGGCCGCGAGGACACAUGCUGCAUUUCGCUGCUGCACGUGCCGAAGGUGGAGCAGGUCUGGGCUGGCUUUCAGGACGGCUACCUGCACGUGUACGACGCCCGCACCAUGGAGCUGAUGAAGGAGACGAUGACGCACGGUGGCGGUCUGCACUGCAUGACCCAAGUGGACGAUACCGUUUUCACGGGUGGCGCGGAUUGGAAGAUCUGUCAGUGGGGCUUCGAGGGCGGCGCACCGCAGCUGCUGCGCACGCUGCACGGCCAUCGCGGCGGCGUUCGCAGCUUCGGCGUCUACGACGGCCCAACCGGAGCCGUGUUGUUCUCCGGCAGCGACGACGGCACCAUUCGUGCGUGGGACCCGUAUGUGCCCGCGGCCGGCGCUGACGCCGACGCCGCCAACAUCCACGUCUUCUCCGGCCACGACCGUGCCGUGCUGUCCUUAGCCGUGAUCUCGCACAUGAAUCAGCUGUGGUCCGGCGGGGAGGACAUGACGGUGCGGGUGUGGGACAUGCAGACGCUGGAGUGCCUGGCGGUCCUGCGCAGCGGCCACACCGCACCCGUGGCGAACUUGAUGGUGGUGGAGUCACGUGUGUGGUCCGCCGAUAAGCACGGGCACAUCUUGCUGUGGGACAUCACGACUCGCUCGCUGCUGCAGGACCUCGCGGAGCGGGUGCCGUACUGGGGCAUCGGUCAGGGCAUGAUUUUGGCCAUGCAGAAGGUGCAGCCCACCACUGCCUACAAGGUGUGGACGGCGUCGUCGAACGGCGUCCUGCAGUGCUGGAAUGCGGAGACAAUCCCGAUCGUCUUCAACGACGUCCCCAUCGCGGCGGGUGUGCUUCGCCACGCGGGGUCGGCGUCGAAGGCCAUUGCGGGGGCAGCGGGAGGCGCCCCGGAGAGCCCGCGGAAGCCGGGCGGCGGGAGAGGGGUGAGUCCGGCGAGCUCGCGCGGCGCAGACGCAGCAGACACCUCCGCGUUAACUGUCUCGACGAACAACAACAACAACGCGGUUGAUGUGAGCAACAGCACGAACGGGCGCGGUGUGGCCUCGCCGGCACAGACGGCGGCUGCGGCGCGCAUGCAGGGCUACGUGGAGAACCUUCAGCAGGAACUGCAGAACGCGCAGCGCGACGCGAAGUUGAACUACGAGAAGUACCGCGUGGAGGUGCAGCUGGAGAUCGAAACACAGCAGCUGCUGGCACAGGAGAACGCGCAGCUGCGUGACCGCGUGAAGGAGUUGGAGGAGAUGGCGGGUGUCCCACACGAGGAAAUCCACGCUGCCCGCACAUCGCCGCUGGCGGCCGGAUCGGCGCCGGGCCACACCGCCCUGUCGAUGAGCAGCUCUGCCGCGGAUGCGGAGGCGCUGACGGCCGAGAUCGACGACCUGCGCCAGCAGCUGGACGAAGCGCAUCAGCAGCUGGACGAAGCGCAUCAACGGCUCGACGAAGCCCUUCGCAACGCACCAGGGCAGCAAUCGCCACCCGUGACGGACACGCCUCUCGGCGGCAACCUGCAGAAGAAGUCGUCGGGCGCCGGCGUCGACCUCGAUGGCCCGCCGACCGACCCGGCACGUCAGUUUGUGCGGCAGGACGACCUCGCCCAGCUGCCAGCGACGUCGGAGGACGUGCUGAGUGACAGCACUGGGCUGGGCCGCCCCAGUGCCACCGGUGCCACCCGUCAGUUCUCCGCCAUCCUCUCGACGCCGCUCGAGGCGCAGUGGAAGACAGGCACCAUCACCCGCACCUCCCUCGUCCGCCACUUCGACGGUGACAACUGGGAGUACUUGAUCAACGAGAAGCCCUACGAGCUGCACAGCACGCUGACCGCGGACCUGUGUGCCGGCCUGGGCGUCGCGCCGACGCAGCUGGAGCGGGUGGAGAUGCACGAUGACGGCUUAACCGUGGAAGCGGACGUUGUGCACCCCGUCACGGUGCCCGCCGCGGAGUUGGAGCGGCGCAUGCGGGAGUACCGCUUCCCCGGUUUGAUGAAGAUGCACGCGGAUGCCUUCACGACGACCAAGACGAGCCCGGACACCGCAGAGGCGACCAUUAUUGACUUGCAGGAGCAGCUGACGAGCAUGGAGAAGGCGUUGGAAGAGGCGCAGGAGGAGCAGCGCGCGCAGCCACGCGUGGAGGAGCCGUCGCCGGAGCCGCAGCAGCCGUACAGUGCGCUACGUGCCGGCAACGACGGCGUGGGUGGCCAGGAGAACACGGCAGCCGAGCAGCAACGCCUGAGGGACGCUAACGCGAAGCUGCAGGACGAGCUGGAGGAUCAGCUGCAGACGAUUGAGCAGCUGCAGAGUGCGAUGGAGGAGAAAGAAAACGAGCUCGCCUCGGCGCAGGUCGACCUGCGGAACAAGGAGAACGAGCUGAAGCACCUGACGAACGCGCAGGAGCAGCACACACCCAACACACGCCGUACGCGCGACAGCCCCGACUCCCAGGGGCUGCGGCUGUACGACAGUGCGGUCCCACCACCACCGCCAGCCCUGGACGGCACGGCGCGCAAGAAGCCAGAGUCGGAGUCGGGCCGCCCAACCGAGCUCCUCGCUGUUCCUCUCGCACAGGAGAUGACAGCCGCUGCCGCCAGUGGUGGUGUUGGGGCGCAAGAUGACGACGUCGACAGCAGCAGCAACAACGCACAGAGGAACGCUCCGCUGCUGCAGCAGGCGUUGAAGGAGGCGAAUGACACGAUAGCGGCGCUAGAGGCGCAGAAGAAGAAGGCAGACGCAGCCGCAGCCGGGCUCGCCGACCAGAACGCCCGCCUGACGCAACAGGCGGCACAGCUGCAGCAGGAGGUGAAGGCGCAGAAGCAGAGGCUGGCCGCGGCGGCAGCAGCGUCGCCGACUGCGCUCGCGAAGACGCCUUCGGCGACGGCGACGACGGACACGACAACACCCGCGUCCACCUCGCUAGAAAAGGACGAGGUGUCUAACAAGAAGCACGGUAAGGAGGAGGAGCUGCGGCAGCUGCGCGAGGAUCACGACGCGCUGAACAGCUACCUGCACGACCAGCUGAAGCCGCUCAUCUCACGUCUGAAGAGGGCGAGGGGAGAGCUGCAGCUGGACAAGGAUCGCCUGCUGGAGCGCGUGGCAGCGAUGGAGAAGGCCGCGUCAGACGCAACCGCUCAGAGUGAGAACGGAGACGGCGCAACGAAAGCGCGCGGCUCGGCAGGGAAGGGGAAGUCAGCGCAGGGGAGCUCCCGUGACGCCCCGGCGUCGUCCACGGACCCACAAGACGACGAGGCAAGCACGCAGCAGCUCCGCGAGGAUCAUGAGGCGCUGGACAACUACCUGCAUGAGCAGGUGAAGCCGAUGAUCUCGGGUCUCAAGCGGGCGAAGGGGGAGCUGCAGCUGGACCUAUCUCGUGCCCAGGAGAGCUUGAAGCACGCGUGUGACAUGUACGAUGAGGCCGCGGCCGCGCUGGAGGAGGCGCGGGUGCGGGAGGAAAAGAUGGGGGAGGCGAUGGAGACGCUGAAGAAGGCUCUAGAGGCGGAGCAGCAGAAGAACCAGGCCUUGACGAAGGCUCCUCCUGGUGCUGCUGCUGGGCCGGGUCAGCGUCCAGGAAGUGCGGAGAAGGCGGAGGCGGAGGCAUCGAAUCUGCGCGAUACCGUCGAUCGACUCACGGCGCAGAACGCAGACCUGUCCGCGCGGCUGGCGGAGGCGGAGAUGGUCAUGGCGCACCUCCAGGACUCGCUGGGGCAGUCGGCGCACCUGCUGAAGCAGUCGGUCGAUCAGCUGGCGGAGCAGCGCAGCGAGACACAGCGGCUGCUGAACAAGAUUGAGAAAUUUCAGCAGAACUGCCGCAGCCACAGUGAGAACGUGCCGAGUGUGUCAACGUCUGAUAGUCUUCCUUAG